Messenger RNA from Leptinotarsa decemlineata (Colorado potato beetle), 2636 nucleotides. RefSeq lists its product as uncharacterized. The record is from RefSeq and is a predicted model, not a curated record. Lineage: Eukaryota; Metazoa; Arthropoda; Insecta; Coleoptera; Chrysomelidae.
AGGGUACGCCGAGCAGUGAGCAGUACCAGGCGGAUCGGGGAAGUCUCUAGACAGAACGAGGCGUACCGUGCGAAUGUCGCGGUUUUGAGUGAUAACGUUUUUUGUGUUUGGUGAUAACUAUGAACUGAAGGUGUUUCAGUUUAAAAUUGCUACGAGGAAUCGGUGUGAAGUUAAAAAUAUUUUUUUAGAGGAUAUUCGAACCUCAUCUACGUUUUUGAAAAUAAUAAUACAAAUGCUCCUCCCGGAAAAAAAAACAACUACACUUUUCUUCACACCUACCGUACAAUUUAACCAGACUAUACUUUGAAAAUAAUACCUGAGCAUAUCUUGACAAUAAAACGAUUAAAUUAAAACAGUAUCUGAUAAUGAGCGUAUUGUGAGAACUAAUCUGGAAAGGUGUAAUAGUUGUAGUGGAUAACGACAACGUUUGGUUGAUUCAUCGAGUCCUUUUAGGUAUUCCUCUCAAUUCGUCAUAAUAAUCGAUAUUUCCAAAGGAGGAGAUACCCUCAAGACUGACUGUGAUAUUAGAGUUCAAGAUGAUUUUAACUGUGAUUUUGAGUGUCGCGAUUACUCUGUGGAUAUUGCUUUGCGGUGGAUUGUACGCAUAUCACCACUUGAUCGAAGUGGUUUUAGAUCUGCCAUUAACCGGCCAAUCGCCUUGCACAGCUCACGCAGCAUUGAAACAAUUGAUAGAGAGACUUCUCAAAGAGGUGGUGAAUCUGCCAAGUCUUCAAAAAACACAAGAAAACUCGGCGCUAAGUUCAGAUCUGAACAACAAAACAUACGAAGAUCUUCUAGCUACGGCAAUAUUAAAUAAGGUAAUAAGUUCAAGCCAAAACACUCUACCGUCAUCUUCAGCUGCCAGCGUAUCCAGCCGCCCAACCAGUUCCUUGGGAAGAAGGGAUGACAAGGAAUAUUUCUUCGGAGAAGAGACUUUGGAGAGCAAAUGGAAGACCGCCGAUCUGGAAUCCACCUCGAUUUCCAGCCUCGAGGAAUGGAUCCAGAGCGAUUCUAGCUUCGGGACGAGAAAGUACGUGGACAGGCUUACGCUCACGAUUAAACAAGACAUCGAAGAAGUUUCGUCAACCGAUUCCGAAAAUGAAGAUGAUGACAACGAUGACAAGGAAUACUUUCACCAGAAGUCUUUGCUGUCCGAUGACGAACCAAAUUGGUUUCUUCAGAAGCGGCAGUUUCAAGGAACCGCCUCACCGGUGCCCGUUCCAAUGUUAGUCCCCAGCCCUGCGAUCGAAGCUAAGGUGCUCAUCGGGGACACGGAAGCGGACGAAACGUCCGAUCUGUCGGACGUAGGGUCGGACUUUGAGGAGACUGGGAAGACACCGGGAACUCAUGGCCUUCUCGUGGAAGCCAAAACGAUCAUUGGAGGAAAGAAUCCGGCAGUGCAAAACGGGGGUUCGGAGAGCGAAUCUUCUGCAGAUUCCGGUGUCAAAGAAGUCGAUAGGGAUAGAUUCGAGUAUGAUGACAGUGAUUUUGUACAGAGGACUGAUAUUACAGUGGACGACGAUAAUGUGGAAGAUGCAUCCUUACUCUCAGUAUAUAGCAAUAUAGAACAGGAAGCUGAGUAUACUGAAAGAUAUGCUUCACUACCGAGAACAAUAAUGAAGACACCGACUCCUCCUGCAAGGCCAUCUCUUCAAAAAGAAAUGUAUCCAGAUGGGGCAAAAAUCACGCAAGCGACAGUUAAUCACACCCACGAAAAAGAAUAUGACGAAGAAGACGGAAAUAUUUUGGAAAGACAAUUUUCCGGAACAUACAGUAGAAGAGAAAAGGAAAAGUGGAAACACGCCAUUGAGAUGAAAAACAAUCCCUAUUCGAAAGAAAAUAUCGAAAAUAGGAUAAAGAGAUCUAAUAGCGCAGUGUCAUCCCUAUUCGGUCCAGACUACUACGCGAAACUUGCUUCUUCGCCAACCGGAGACAAGAAGAAAUCUCAGAAGGGAAAACUAAUAGACAAGUAUCCUGGCUUCCCCAGUAACGACGAAGAAAUAAUUGGAGAUAUCCUCAAGAGAAACGACCAGCCGCAGAAGUUGGGAGUGAACUGGCCACCUGCAGAAGACAAAAACGAAGGCAUACACACCGCCGUUCCUGUAAUCUUAUUGGAUUCAGACGAAGUCGAUUCAUCGCAAACUCGAAUCCAGAUUGAAUCGAGGGAGGAACCCUCAAUAGGGGAAUAUACGACGAGCGACAGCGACUACAUCAACUGUUACGAAGUCGAAACCUCCCAAGUGUACAAAAAAUCUCGAGAGAAAUCUGACGAAAACGGGAAUCAUUACCAAGAAGAGGACAAGCAGUCUAAAAUUGAGCAAGAAAAACAACCCACUCAGCCCAGGGAGAAACCUAGAUUUCUGAAACUGAAUGCGCCCAUCACCAGCAGUGGUCGCACGAAGAAAUCGGACCCCAGAGUGCUGAAGAGAACACAAAGCGAGUCGGAUCUGCUUAACGAGUCCUUUUAUACCCCUCCAAGAGUACUGGAAAAGAGGAAGGAUAACACUUUGAUUUCGAAGAUCUAUCAAGAUCCGCGCGUUCAGAGUUUUGCCCUGUCCAGCAGGAAUAAAAUACCGGUCGUGGCCGACUCGAGAACUUUCAGGAAGCAAACGAGUGUGCCUGAUAUUGUUUUACAA